AUGUGGCAGGUCCACGUCACCAGGAAACGGCAGCGGCUGCUUCCAGAGAUUAGGUCUCUCCACUGUUGUGCACUUGUUAUAGAAAAGUUUAGCAGCAUCAAGAUGACUGCUGCUGAAAACGUUUGCUACACCCUGAUCAAUGUCAUCUCUGAUUCAGAGCCCCCCUCUGAGGUCAGCCUCAAAACUGACUUGGAAAAGGGGGAGAUCAAGGCAAAAACUGAAGCCCUAAAAAAGGUCAUAAUUAUGAUUCUGAAUGGUGAGAAACUGCCUGGGCUUCUUAUGACCAUCAUACGAUUUGUCUUGCCGCUUCAAGACCACACAAUCAAAAAGUUGCUUCUUGUCUUCUGGGAGAUUGUUCCUAAAACAACUCCAGAUGGCAAGUUGCUUCAGGAGAUGAUUCUGGUCUGUGAUGCUUACAGAAAGGACCUGCAGCAUCCCAAUGAGUUCAUCCGGGGCUCCACUCUGCGUUUUCUGUGCAAACUGAAGGAGUCUGAGCUACUUGAGCCUCUGAUGCCAGCUAUCCGUGCCUGCCUUGAACACAGACACAGCUAUGUGCGCCGCAAUGCAGUCCUGGCCAUUUACACCAUCUACAGGAACUUUGAGCACCUUAUCCCAGAUGCCCCUGAACUCAUCCACGAUUUUCUUGUGAAUGAAAAAGAUGCAAGCUGUAAACGGAAUGCUUUUAUGAUGCUGAUUCACGCUGACCAGGACCGAGCCUUGGAUUACCUCAGCACGUGUAUUGAUCAAGUCCACACGUUUGGGGACAUUCUUCAGCUUGUUAUCGUGGAACUGAUUUACAAAGUCUGCCAUGCCAACCCCUCCGAGCGAGCCAGAUUUAUCCGGUGUAUUUACAAUUUGCUCCAAUCUUCGAGUCCAGCUGUCAAAUAUGAGGCUGCUGGCACUCUCGUCACCCUCUCAAGUGCUCCCACUGCCAUUAAGGCGGCUGCUCAAUGCUACAUCGAUUUGAUCAUCAAGGAAAGUGACAACAACGUGAAACUGAUUGUCCUUGAUCGUCUCAUUGAACUUAAGGAACAUCCCACUCAUGAACGAGUGCUUCAGGACCUUGUCAUGGAUAUAUUGCGUGUUCUCACCACCCCUGACCUGGAAGUGAGAAAGAAGACCUUGCAGCUGGCUCUGGACCUUGUCUCGUCACGCAACGUUGAAGAGCUGGUGAUAGUUUUGAAGAAGGAGGUGAUCAAGACCAAUAAUGUCACCGAACACGAGGAUACGGAUAAGUACAGGCAACUGCUGGUGCGCACGCUUCACUCCUGCAGCGUGCGCUUCCCUGACAUGGCAGCCAACGUCAUCCCAGUGCUGAUGGAGUUCCUAAGCGACACCAAUGAAGCGGCUGCUGCUGAUGUGCUGGAGUUUGUGCGAGAGGCCAUUCAGAGAUUCGACAGCCUCAGGCCCCUGAUCAUCGAGAAGAUGUUGGAGGUUUUCCAUGCCAUCAAAACUGUGAAAAUUUACAGAGGGGCCCUUUGGAUACUUGGAGAGUACUGCAGCACAAAAGAAGAUAUCCAGAGCGUGAUGACCGAAGUCCGCAGGUCUUUGGGAGAGAUCCCCAUCGUGGAGAAUGAAAUUAAGAAGGAAACGGGAGAGGUGAAGCCCGAGGAUGAAGUGAGUGCAGCACCGGCUCAGAAACUGGUGACAGAAAUGGGCACAUAUGUGACUCAGAGCGCCCUCAGCUCCUCCAGACCCUCCAAGAAAGAGGAGGACAGGCCACCUCUUCGCGGUUUCCUUAUGGAUGGAGACUUCUAUGUGGCUGCUUCGUUGGCCACAACACUGACCAAACUUGCUUUACGUUACGUUGAAAUAGUUCAAGAAAAAAGACGGCAAAAUUCGUUUGUCGCAGAGUCCAUGCUGAUCAUGGUCACUGUCCUGCACCUUGGCAAGUCCUCUCUUCCUAAAAAACCAAUUACAGAUGAUGACGUGGACCGCAUCUCGCUAUGUCUGAAGGUGUUAUCCGAGUGCUCUCCUCUCAUGAAUGACAUUUUCAAUAAGGAGUGUCGUAAAUCGCUGUCCCACAUGCUGACUGUCAGACUGGAGGAAGAGAAACUAUCACAAAAGAAAGAAUCCGAAAAACGUAGUGUGACGGUGCAAGCAGACGACCCAAUCUCAUUCAUGCAGCUCACAGCCAAAAAUGAAAUGUCUUCUAAAGAGGACCAGUUUCAGCUCAGUCUUUUGGCCGCAAUGGGAAACACUCAGAGAAAGGAAGCAGCAGAUCCACUCGCCUCGAAACUCAACAAGGUGACUCAGUUAACAGGCUUCUCAGACCCAGUAUAUGCUGAAGCCUAUGUCCACGUUAACCAGUAUGACAUCGUCCUGGAUGUUCUGGUUGUUAAUCAAACCAGUGACACUCUUCAAAGCUGCACUCUUGAGCUGGCAACAUUAGGUGAUCUCAAAUUGGUUGAAAAACCUUCUCCUCUGACUCUGGCGCCACAUGAUUUUGCAAAUAUUAAGGCUAAUGUAAAGGUGGCAUCAACGGAGAAUGGCAUCAUAUUUGGAAAUAUUGUUUAUGACGUGUCGAGUGCUGCCAGUGACAGAAACUGUGUGGUCCUCAGUGAUAUUCACAUUGACAUUAUGGAUUACAUCCAACCAGCAUCAUGCACUGAUGCAGAGUUCAGACAAAUGUGGGCAGAGUUUGAAUGGGAAAACAAGGUGACGGUGAACACCAACAUUACAGAUCUGAAUGAUUACCUUCAACAUAUCCUCAAGUCCACAAACAUGAAAUGUCUAACUCCGGAAAAGGCGCUCUCUGGUUUCUGCGGCUUCAUGGCUGCUAAUCUUUACGCACGCUCCAUUUUCGGUGAGGAUGCUCUGGCUAAUGUAAGCAUCGAAAAGCCCAUUCACAUUGGCCCAGACGCUCCUGUCAACGGCCACAUCCGCAUCCGAGCUAAGAGCCAGGGAAUGGCCUUGAGUCUUGGUGACAAGAUUAAUCUCUCCCAGAAGAAGGCGAAUCUCUAA
This is a messenger RNA of Knipowitschia caucasica, 2964 nucleotides long. Lineage: Eukaryota; Metazoa; Chordata; Actinopteri; Gobiiformes; Gobiidae. The record is from the annotation of a GenBank genome assembly.